Molecule: messenger RNA, 1248 nt
Organism: Clupea harengus (Atlantic herring)
Lineage: Eukaryota; Metazoa; Chordata; Actinopteri; Clupeiformes; Clupeidae
Gene: atpaf1
Product: ATP synthase mitochondrial F1 complex assembly factor 1
Biological process (GO): mitochondrial proton-transporting ATP synthase complex assembly
Cellular component (GO): mitochondrion
Source: RefSeq, a predicted model, not a curated record
UCCCUCCGUUUCAUUUCGGAGCACCAUCUAUGUGCGACAGGGGGGGAAACAUGGCGGCCGCCUUGGUACAAAUGUCAUGUUUGUACCGAGGAAUGAUGGCAGUCAGGGCAACGGGUAUCAGGCCGCUCAUUCCUGGCCUGGUGUCUCAGCAGUUUCGAACCUUUUCAGUGAAAAAAGAACCGGAACCGGAGCUGGAAGAAAAUCCUUAUUUUAGUAAAUAUGAGGAAAAGAUAAGGAGGCUUCGAAGUGCCAAACCCCAGGAGUAUAAAGUUAUAUUGGAGAAACGGACAGAGAUGAAGAGAGAACCAUUGGGACACUCAAGACAAGCCGAGUUCAUAAAACGCAUGGAAGAGAAGGAGGAACAACAGGGCAAACAGCAAGGUAGCGCUGGGGGAUUCUCCAAGGACAAGACUCUUGGAUCCAUUCUCAACCUUGAAAUGGUUAAGGACAUUUCUGGAGAAGAAAUUGGAAAACUCUGGAUGCAGUACUAUUCCACUAAGGACACCAUCAGUGCAGUCAUACCAGGAUCAACCUUUGAAGUGAUAUCCAACAGAGCCAAAUCAUGUCCGAGUUUCCUCUAUGCUCUGCCACAACAAGAAGGCUAUGAGUUCUUCCUGGGUCAGUGGGCUGGCCACGAGCUUCAUUUCACCUCCCUCAUCAAUGUUCAGACUGCAGGCGAGAAUGCUCCAAGUCAGCUGAUCAUCCACCAUUACACAGACCUGCUGGAGGACAAGGGGGUUGUACUCAUGACCGCAGAGAUGGAUACAAAAUUCAUUGGCAUCCACCAAGCCCAGUGCUUGGCCAAUCAGAUCCAGGUAUUUUAUGCUUCCCAGCGGCAAGAGACCUUCCAGUUGGUGGAGACCUUCAAUCACAGACCAGCUGAUUUCAGGCACAUGUCUGUGAUUGCUGAGCUGGAGCAGAGUGGCAUCGGCCUUAAGUCCUAGACUGGAAACGAACAAUUCUUGGACAGUGACAUGAUUAUCACUAUGGGGGAAUGAAGAGUCAAAGAAUGAUGACCUAGUGGGGGACAAUGGAAUACCUUCAGUCUCAUUGAAGAAGGUAUUGCUGAAAAAGUUUGAAAACGUGGCUGGACUUGCUACAAAAAAAAACAGUUCAAAGAUUGUGGGGUUGUUUUCAUCACUACUCCCUUGUAAGUUCUGCUGUAAUUGCCAAUGCAUAUGGUAAUACUGCAAAUGUAAUGUAACUGGUAUAAUAAUGUGUACUGCAAUAUUAAAAUGUAAUAAUUUU